AUGUCCAACCCCGCAAACCCCAUGUCCGUCCCCGUCCCGGACCAGUCCGAAAUCCUCGCCCUCCUCCAUGCCCACAUCUCCUCAACCCUCACCAUCCCCUCCACCCCACCUCCCGCCAUGCCCACUGCCCCCACCCUCUCCGCCGCCAAAGCCUCCAUCACCACCCUCCCCGCCACCGGCCUCGGCGCCAAAAAAACUCUCACCCACCUCCUCACCGACGUCCUCCCGGGCCUCCCUGCGCAGUCCACCUCCCCGCACUACUACGGCUUCGUCACUGGCGGCACCACCCCCGCGGCCCUCGCCGCCGACAUCCUCGUAACCCUCGCAGACCAGAACGUGCAGGUCCACCUGCCCCACGAGAGCGUCUCCACCGACCUCGAGAGCGCUGCGCUCUCUAUGCUGCUGCAGCUGUUCCGCCUCGAUACGACGGAGUGGCGCGGCCGCACGCUCACGACCGGCGCAACGGCGAGUAACAUCCUUGGGCUGGCAUGCGCGCGCGAGCACCUCUUGCGGGAGAAGCUGAUACUCGCGGGGUACAGUCCCGUCGAGGCAUCGGUCGGUGAGAUGGGGGUGUUGGGGGCGUGCGUGGAGGCGGGCAUCAUGGGGAUCCAGAUCCUCUCUGCGGCGGCGCACUCGUCGGUUGCGAAGGCGGCGUCGACGGUCGGGAUUGGAAGGAGGAAUAUACAUGACCUGUCCCGCCCCGAUGCGCCGUGGGAGUUUGGUCUGGAGGAGCUGGAGCGGAGGCUGGAGGCGGGGAGCCAGAGGGGGGUGGUGAGUAUUGUAGUGGUGGGAUUCGGAGAGGUGAAUACGGGGAUGUUCAUAACGAACAUUCGGGAGGUCAGGGCGCUGGUGACAAAGUACGGGGCGUGGCUCCAUAUUGAUGCGGCCUUUGGUAUCUUUGCGCGGGUCCUCGCCGGCGCGGAGGGCGCCAUGGGAGACGUCGGGAGUUGGGCCGACGGGCUAGAACUCGCCGACAGCAUCACCGGCGACGGGCACAAACUCCUCAACGUACCCUACGACUGCGGCUUCUUCUUCACCCGCGACCCCGCCCUCCUCACCAGCACAUUCCUCAACGCCGCUCCAUACCUCUCCAGCCCACCCACCAGCACCCCCGCCGCAAUCCCCUCCCCACUUAACAUCGGUCUCGAGAACUCCCGCCGCUUCCGCGCCCUCCCCGUCUAUGCUACGCUCCACGCCUACGGCAGCACUGGCUACAAAAUUCUCGUCACACGCCUGGUCACCCACGCCCGUGGAAUCGCACGUUUCAUAUACCGCCAUCCUGCGUAUGAGCUGCUUCCUGCGGGUGCUGGGGGCGAGGAGGAGGCGGUGGGGAGGGUGUUUGUCGUGGUGCUGUUUCGGGCGAGGGAGGAGAGGGUUAAUAAGCGGUUGAAGGAGAGGAUUAAUAGCGAUGGGAGGAUGUAUGUUAGUGGCACUAUGUGGGAGGGGGGGGAGGCGGUGAGGUGUGCGGUGGGGAAUUGGAGGGUUUGUGCGGAGGGGUGGGGGCUUGUGGAGGAGGUGUUGGAAGUGGUUAUAAAGAAUGCGGAGGAGGAGGGGGAGGGGGAGGGGGAGGGGGAGGAGUAG
Messenger RNA from Morchella importuna, 1581 nucleotides. RefSeq lists its product as uncharacterized. The coding region runs from base 1 to 1581 and encodes 526 amino acids. Lineage: Eukaryota; Fungi; Ascomycota; Pezizomycetes; Pezizales; Morchellaceae. Gene Ontology annotation, biological process: carboxylic acid metabolic process. The record is from RefSeq and is a predicted model, not a curated record. Gene Ontology annotation, molecular function: pyridoxal phosphate binding; carbon-carbon lyase activity. The transcript has 2 exons.